UGUUAGUUUGAAUGGUACAUUUGUAGGAUAUGCUUGUUUGUUCAUUAAUGCAAAUGUCUUUAUUCGCUGAACGUGGUUGAUAUACGUUCUCUUAUCUGUGUUGGUGAUAGUGGCGGAACUUUUUCUUGUGAAUGACUAGUAGUGAGUUGCUGCAAUUACAGAUAUAGACCAGACAGGAUGUGUGUCAACUGAUUUUACAACAAUUUCCUCGAAUUUGACCCAACAUGAGUUGCCUAUAUCCGGGUCAUCGCAAUUUCUUCUUUUUUCUGCCCAUAUACACUUUACUGGUAGUAAUCACUCACGUUCGCACAGAAAAGCUAUAUAGUGAAACAGAGAAACAAAGAUAUGACGGAUGGUUUAAUAAUUUGGCCCAUCCUGAUUGGGGAAGUGUAGAUAGUCAACUCGUUAGAAAAACUCCAGCGGCCUAUUCUGAUGGGGUUUACAUGCUAGCUGGUCAAAACCGCCCGAGUCCAAGAAAACUAAGUCGACUAUUCAUGCGCGGUCGAGAUGGACUUGGGUCGCUUAGAAAUAGAACUGCAAUGUUGGCCUUUUUUGGUCAAGUAGUUACUUCGGAAAUCGUAAUGGCAAGUGAAAGUGGCUGCCCAAUUGAAAUGCAUCACAUAGAAAUAGAAAAAUGCGAUGAAGUUUAUGAUAAAGAAUGUAAAGGGGACAAGUAUAUUCCUUUCCAUCGUGCGGGAUAUGAUAGAAGAACUGGAAAAAGUCCGAACAGCCCAAGACAGCAGACUAAUCAAGUAACAAGUUGGAUUGAUGGCAGCUUUAUCUACAGUACAAGUGAACCAUGGGUCAACACUAUGAGAUCAUUUCAAAACGGAACAUUUUUAACCGACUGGACGGGAAAGAUGCCCAUUAGAAAUUCAAUGAGGGUACCUCUUUUUAACAAUCCAGUAUCAGAAGUUAUGAAAAUGCUUAGCCCAGAAAGAUUAUUUCUGCUAGGAGAUCCUCGAUCUAAUCAAAACCCGGCACUGUUGACCUUUGGUAUUCUUUUCUUCUGCUGGCACAAUGUGGUAGCUGGUAGAGUCCAAAAGCAGAAACCUGACUGGUCAGACGAGGAAGUAUUUCAACGAACAAGACAAAUCGUUGUAGCAUCUUUACAGAACAUCAUUUUUUACGAAUACCUACCAGCGUUUCUUGGCAAGGAUCUCCCCGAAUACGAAGGAUACAAGCAGGAUGUCCAUCCUGGAGUGACUCAUCAAUUUCAAAGUGCUGCCUUUCGAUUUGGUCAUUCCCUUAUACCUCCAGGACUUUACAGGCGUGACAAUAAAUGCAAUUUUAAGAAGACACCCAUGGGUCAUCUGGCUAUUCGGUUAUGUUCGACAUGGUGGGAUUCCAAUGACGUUCUUUUGGCUAGUUCUCUCGAGGAGCUAUUAUUAGGAAUGUCAUCGCAAAUAUCAGAAAGGGAAGACUCAUUCUUGUGUGCCGACGUCAGAGACAAAUUGUUUGGUCCGAUGGAGUUUUCUCGGCGAGAUUUGGGGGCAUUAAAUAUUAUGAGGGGUCGCGAUAACGGUUUGGCCGAUUACAACACAGUUCGUUCAUAUUACAAAUUGCCAAAGAAAAGAACUUGGAACGAAAUCAAUCCGAAGUUGUUCGAAGAAAAUCCGGAAAUUCUCAGACUGCUUGUGGCAGCAUAUUCCAAUAGACUAGAUAACGUUGAUGUCUACGUAGGGGGAAUGCUAGAAAGUUUCGGUGAACCUGGCGAACUGUUUUCUGCUGUUAUUGUUGAACAGUUUAUAAGACUUAGAGACGCCGAUCGAUUUUGGUUUGAAAAUAUUGAAAACGGCAUAUUUACAAGAGAAGAAAUAUCUCAGAUAAAGGAAAUCAAAUUGUGGGAUAUAAUAGUGAACAGUACAGAUAUAUUACCAACAGAUAUUCAAGAAAACGUAUUUUUUUGGAACAAUGGGGAUCCCUGUCCACAGCCUGAACAACUUAAUGCCUCUUCGUUAGAACCUUGCAAAAUGCUGAGUGGUUACGAUUAUUUUGAAGGAAACGAAGUGGUCUUCAUUUACUCUUGCCUUUUCUUAUGUUUUGUUCCAAUAUUGUGUGCUGGAGCGGGUUAUGGCGUAGUGAAGCUUCAAAACAGGCGUCGAAGACGUUUGAAAAUCAAGCAAGAGGAACUUAAAAACAAAGGCGAAGGCAAAGUAUGUCAAGAUGCAACCGUGGUACAAGAAUGGCUUCAUGCAAACCAUAAGAGACUAGUAAAAAUUAAAUUCGGACCAGACUUCAAUAUUUAUGUGGUCGACAGGAAGGGUGAAAAACUGAGAACUCUAUGUUUUAAAGGUAGUGACAGUGUAACCGUUGAGGAAUCCAUGGAAAAUGGAAGGAGUAAGAAGAAGCCGUUUUUACUUAUACAAGUUCCAAGAGAUCACGAUCUAGUGUUGCAGUUUGAUUCGAUUGGAUGCAGAAGAAAAUUUAUUACCAAAUUGGAGCAAUUUUUGACUUCUAUCAAGAGAAAUAUGGUUUUCUCACAGGUUGCAAGGGAAAUAAUUUUAGCCAAGGCGGAAACUCGAGAACGUCGUCAAAAAAAAUUAGAACACUUUUUCAGAGAAGCUUAUGCUUUAACGUUUGGUUUAAGACCAGGCGAAAGACGUAGACAGUCUGAUGGAAGCAUGGACGAUGAAGUAGUAACUGUCAUGAGAACAUCGUUGACAAAAUCAGAGUUCGCAAAUGCCCUGGGAAUGAAAGCAGAUGCUGUAUUCGUGAAAAAAAUGUUUAACAUAGUGGACAAAGACGGAGAUGGACGCAUUUGUUUUCAGGAAUUCCUUGAUACUGUUGUGCUAUUUUCUCGGGGAAGGACAGAAGAUAAAUUACGUAUAAUCUUCGAUAUGUGUGAUAAUGAUAAAAACGGAAUCAUAGAUAAAGGAGAACUAUCCGAAAUGCUGAGAUCGUUAAUAGAAAUUGCUCGAACUACAACCUUAUCCGAUGAACACGUGACCGAAUUAAUAGAUGGAAUGUUUCAGGAUGCCGGCCUUCAACAUAAAGACUUUCUAACUUACGACGAUUUUAAAGAGAUGAUGAAGGAGUAUAAGGGAGAGUUUGUUGCCAUUGGUUUAGAUUGUAAAGGAGCGAAACAAAAUUUCUUGGAUACUUCUACAAACGUGGCUAGAAUGACCAGCUUCCAAAUAGAACCUUCGGUAGACACUGAGAAGUCUUAUCUAAGGCAGAAAUGGAAUAGUGUUACUACCUUCUUGGAAGAAAAUAGGCAGAACAUAUUUUACCUCUUCAUAUUUUAUGUGAUAACUAUUGCACUUUUUGUAGAAAGAUUUAUACAUUAUUCCUUUAUGGCUGAACACACUGAUCUUCGUCAUAUUAUGGGAGUUGGGAUAGCUAUAACUCGAGGUUCAGCAGCAUCAUUAUCCUUUUGCUACAGUAUACUCUUACUGACAAUGUCUAGGAAUUUGUUAACAAAAUUGAAAGAGUUUUCUAUACAGCAAUACAUUCCUCUAGAUUCGCACAUUCAAUUUCAUAAAAUUGCAGCAUGUACAGCAUUAUUUUUCUCCCUACUGCAUACCGUUGGUCACAUUGUGAAUUUUUAUCAUGUUUCCACUCAACCUGUGGAAAACCUCAAAUGUCUUACAACUGAAGUUAGUUUUCCUUCUGAUUACAAGCCUGGGAUUUCAUUUUGGCUUUUCCAAACAAUAACUGGUAUAACGGGCAUUCUAUUAUUCAUCAUAAUGUGCAUAAUUUUUAUAUUUGCACACCCAGUAAUACGUAAGCGUGCUUAUAACUUUUUCUGGUCCACUCACAAACUAUAUAUUGCCCUCUACUUACUAUGUUUGAUUCAUGGGCUAGCCAGGUUAACUGGAGCCCCUAGGUUUUGGAUAUUCUUCAUUGGACCUGGUAUUAUAUACACAUUAGAUAAGGUUGUUAGUUUAAGAACCAAGUACAUUCCUUUAGACGUAAUAGAAACUGAACUGCUACCAUCUGAUGUAAUUAAAAUAAAAUUUUACCGUCCUCCAAAUUUGAAAUACUUAUCAGGACAAUGGGUACGCCUGGCAUGUACUGCAUUCAAGCCACGUGAAUUUCACUCGUUUACUUUAACAUCAGCGCCACAUGAAAACUUUUUAUCCUGUCACAUAAAAGCUCAAGGACCCUGGACGUGGAAACUUAGAAAUUAUUUCGACCCCUGUAAUUAUAACUUAGAAGACCAUCCAAAAAUAUUAUUAGAAGGUCCCUUUGGCGGUGGUAACCAAGAUUGGUAUAAAUUUGAGGUUGCUGUAAUGGUAGGAGGGGGUAUAGGUGUAACACCCUACGCUUCCAUACUGAAUGAUUUAGUAUUUGGUACAUCCACCAAUAGGUACUCUGGAGUUGCUUGUAAAAAAGUUUAUUUCUUGUGGAUAUGUCCUUCCCAUAAACAUUUCGAAUGGUUCAUAGACGUGCUUCGAGACGUGGAAAAAAAAGAUGUAACAAGUGUUUUAGAAAUACACAUUUUUAUUACUCAAUUUUUCCACAAGUUCGAUUUACGAACAACUAUGCUGUACAUUUGUGAAAAUCACUUUCAACGUCUUUCCAAGACAUCUCUGUUCACUGGUCUUAAGGCAGUUAAUCAUUUCGGGAGACCUGACAUGACAUCAUUUUUGAAGUUCGUUCAAAAAAAGCACAGCUAUGUAAGCAAAAUAGGAGUAUUUAGUUGUGGACCUAGACCUUUAACCAAAAGUGUGAUGUCUGCAUGUGAUGAAGUCAACAAGUGUCACAAGUAUCCGUACUUCAUCCAUCAUUUCGAAAAUUUCGGUUAACGACAAAUAAUUUUAGUUAAAAUUCUUAAAGAAAACUAAUGCUUUAUUGUAAAUACCUACCAUAUGCGACAAUUUUAUUGAUUGUGAAUUUGUAAUAAAAUAGUUCAUGUGAUAAAGUCAGCGACCAUUGUGUUUAUUAUUGUGAAAUAUUU
Molecule: messenger RNA, 4903 nt
Organism: Agrilus planipennis (emerald ash borer)
Lineage: Eukaryota; Metazoa; Arthropoda; Insecta; Coleoptera; Buprestidae
Product: dual oxidase
Exons: 20
Coding region: 225-4751 (1508 amino acids)
Biological process (GO): defense response; superoxide anion generation; response to oxidative stress
Cellular component (GO): NADPH oxidase complex; plasma membrane
Molecular function (GO): peroxidase activity; calcium ion binding; heme binding
Source: RefSeq, a predicted model, not a curated record